AUAAGAUGAUCCACACAGGGGAGAAGCCAUUUCAGUGCAUGGAAUGUGGAAAGGCAUUUACUCAUGGCAGUGGAUUUAAAAGCCACAAGAAGAUCCAUUCAGGAGAGAAGCCAUUUAAUUGCACAGAAUGUGGAAAGACUUUUGCUCAUAGAAGUAAUCUUAUUUCGCAUAAGAUGAUACACACAGGAGAGAAACCAUAUAAAUGCAUGGAAUGUGGAAAGACCUUUGCUCGGAGCACUACUCUUACUAUCCAUGAAAGGAUCCACACAGGGGAGAAACCAUAUAAAUGCAUGGAGUGUGGAAAGCCCUUUGCUCAAAAAAGUAAUCUUAUUUCCCAUAAGAUCAUCCACACAGGGGAGAAACCGUAUAAAUGCAUGGAGUGUGGAAAGACCUUUGCUCAAAAAUGUUAUCUUAUUUCCCAUAAGAUGAUCCACACAGGGGAGAAGCCAUUUAAAUGCAUGGAAUGUGGAAAGACAUUUACUCAUGGCAGUGGACUUAGAAGACACAAAAGGAUCCAUUCAGGAGAGAAGCCGUUUAAGUGCACGGAAUGUGGAAAAUCCUUUGCUCGGACCAAUGACCUUAGAAUCCACAAAAUGCUCCACACAGGAGAGAAACCAUUUAAAUGCUUGGUGUGUGGAAAAACCUUUGCUCGGACCAGUAAACUUACUAUCCAUGAAAGGAUCCACACAGGGGAGAAACCAUAUAAAUGCAUGCAGUGUGGAAAGACCUUUGCUCAAAGUAGUAAUCUUAUUUCCCAUAAGAUCAUCCACACAGGAGAGAAGCCUUAUAAAUGCAUGGAAUGUGGGAAGACCUUUGCUCAAAGUAGUGGACUUACUAUCCACAAAAAGAUCCACACAGGAGAGAAGCCUUAUAAAUGCAUGGAAUGUGGAAAGAGCUUUGCUCAAAGUAGUGGACUUACUAUCCACAAAAAGAUCCACACAGGAGAGAAACCAUUUAAAUGCAUAGAGUGUGGAAAGACUUUUGCUCUGAGCAGUAGACUUAUGAUCCACAAAAAAAUCCACACAGGAGAGAAACCAUUUAAAUGCACAGAGUGUGGAAAGACAUUUGCUCUGAGCAGUAGACUUACUAGCCACAAAAGGCUCCACACAGGAGACGAAUCAUUUAAAUGCAUGGAGUGUGGAAAGACCUUUGCUCAAAAAGGUCACCUUAUUUCCCAUAAAAUGAUCCACACGGGAGAAGCCGUAUAAAUGCAUGGAGUGUGGAAAGAUGUUUACUCGUGGCAGUGGACUUAGAAUCCACAAAAUGC
Molecule: messenger RNA, 1267 nt
Organism: Pseudonaja textilis
Lineage: Eukaryota; Metazoa; Chordata; Lepidosauria; Squamata; Elapidae
Biological process (GO): regulation of gene expression
Cellular component (GO): nucleus
Source: RefSeq, a predicted model, not a curated record